Molecule: messenger RNA, 2394 nt
Organism: Pyrus x bretschneideri (Chinese white pear)
Lineage: Eukaryota; Viridiplantae; Streptophyta; Magnoliopsida; Rosales; Rosaceae
Product: heparanase-like protein 1
Exons: 10
Coding region: 366-2006 (546 amino acids)
Cellular component (GO): membrane; plant-type cell wall
Molecular function (GO): beta-glucuronidase activity
Source: RefSeq, a predicted model, not a curated record
CCCAUCAUCUAAUCUCUGUAUUCUUUGUCUCUUUGCCGACAGUACACAGCAACAGUAUGCCUUGGCAUCACAUGAUAUGAACAGUUCGUAUGUAGCAUAGUCUAAAGACUUUUAGCUGAAUUCCAAUUAUCCAAGACGGACCCAUCUCACCCAACGAAGUUUCCAUGUCCUUGAAUCGGCUGCCAACAACUCCGAGUGGGGACAGAGAUAGCUUGUUUGAUUAGCUGCAAAGCAUCACAGAAUUGAUGUGCUUUUGCUUCCAGCUCCAGCUUCAUCAAUGGCGUCGUUGAUGGUUUAUCUUUCUCCUGUUGCAGUUAAUUUAAAUUGGCUGAGCUGGUGGCGAGACUGCUGCGACUGAAUUUCCAAUGGAAUUCCGUCUCUCAUUGGUCCUCUUUCUGGUUUCUCUCCCUGCAAUUUUAGCUCAAGAUUUUGGGAAAACUAACAAUGUUGAAAAUGUUAAGGUUGUGGUUAACGGCAUUUUAGCUGUUGCACGAAUUGACAAUAACUUUGUCUGUGCCACUAUUGAUUGGUGGAACCAUGAAAAGUGUGACUACGGCCAGUGUCCAUGGGGAAAUGCAUCCGCAUUAAAUUUGAACUUAUCUCAUCCUUUGCUAGCCAAGUCAAUCCAAGCUUUCAAUCAGUUGAGAAUCAGAAUUGGAGGUUCCUUGGAAGACCAACUGUUGUACGAUGUUGGAAAUUUGAAAUAUCCUUGCCAUCCUUUCAGAAAGAUGAAAGGUGGCUUGUUCGGUUUUUCUAGAGGAUGUUUAUCCAUGAGUAGAUGGGAUGAGCUGAACCAAUUUUUCAGCAAAACAAGGUCCAUCGUCACAUUUAGCUUGAAUGCACUGUUGGGGAGGCACCACAAAGGCGGGGGAGUUUGGGUAGGAGACUGGGACUCUAGCAAUGCUUAUGAUUUUAUUAAGUACACCGUCUCAAAGAGAUACCAGAUAGAUUCAUGGGAAUUUGGAAAUGAGCUCAGUGGUAGUGGUGUUGAAGCUAGUGUUGGAGCUGGACAAUACGGAAGAGAUUUGAUCAAGCUUAAACGCAUCAUCAACCAUCUGUACAAUGAGUCCGUUGCUAAACCUGCACUUAUGGCGCCCGGAGGAUUCUUUGACCAAUCGUGGUUUGCCAGGCUUCUUCAGGUUUCUGGUUCUGGCACAGUCGAUAUCAUCUCUCAGCAUCUCUACAAUUUGGGUGCAGGUGUUGAUCCCAUGUUGGUGAAAAAAAUAUUGGAUCCCCAUUACCUGGACCGUGCAUAUGGGUCAUUCCAUGAUCUUGAACAAACUGUGAAAAAGAACGGUCCUUGGGCUUCUAUAUGGGUUGGUGAAUCUGGAGGGGCUUAUAACAGCGGUGGUCGUAAUGUGUCUGACACAUAUGUGAACAGCUUUUGGUACUUGGAUCAGCUCGGAAUGUCAGCAAAGUACAAUACCAGAGUAUAUUGCAGGCAGUCUCUAGUUGGCGGGAACUACGGUCUUCUCAACAGAACCUCAUUUGUUCCUAACCCAGAUUACUACAGUGCACUUCUAUGGCAUCGGCUUAUGGGACGAGGAGUUCUUAGUGCCGACAACAAUGGUUCAGCAGAUUUACGCACUUAUGCCCAUUGUACAAGAGGAAGAGCGGGUAUAACUCUGCUCCUUAUCAAUCUAAGCAAUGAGACUAAUUUCAUUGUCAAUAUUGAAAAUGUUUUGGACACCGAUUUGGGUGCUCAAGCAAGAAACGCUGGCAAAGAGAGUAAUUUCAAGCGCGGCCUGAAGAGAACGGUGUCAUGGGUUGGACGCAAAGCAUUAGACGAAGCAAUUUACAGAGAAGAAUACCAUUUGACACCGAAAGAUGGGGACGUCAAAAGCAAAACCAUGGUUCACAACGGAGCUCCAUUGGAGAUUACCAAGGACGGAAACAUCCCAGAAAUGGAACCCUCUCGUGUUGACAUGAAAGCUCCGUUAAGAAUCUCCCCGUUGUCCAUCAAGUUCGUGGUGUUGCCUUUCUUUGAUGCGCAAGCAUGUCUAUGAUUUUUGUGUACUCAACCAAACCAUUACUUAUAUUUGGUUGUUAGGUAGCAUACACCUAAAAAUUGCAGGAAUUUGGGGGCCAAUGGAAAUUGUAAAUUUUGUGCAAUAAAACAGGGGCGGUGUUAUCGACCCACCCAUGUUUACCUUUCACGCACCUCCUGUCAAUUUUUGCCCUGUGAUAAUCUGCAAUUCAUUUGAUCCGGAGGACGAAGAUUGUGAGGAGUGAGCGGAAGGUAAAACCCGCCAAAGAGUUCAUAUUCUCAGCACGUAUUUCAUGUGGAAGAAUAAGGGAAAUAAAGUCUUUGUAAAAAGUGAUGUUUUGUAUUCUUAAUCUUGUAUUCUUUCCUAUUCAAUUCGUGAGUUUAUAAUAAGUUACCUGUGUUUAUAA